CAAGUCUUCAGAACAAAAAGUUUCCUCUGUGAAGACAAAUGUUUGGCCUCUUUCUCCCGGGGCUGUGUGCAUACAGAGAUCCGAGAAGCGCGUUUUAUGUGUGACCGCACGGAGGGUUGGACAAAUUGAAGGAGCAACAGGAGGCGGCAGAGACGCUUUCCAGAAGAAGCAAGGGGAGAGAGAGCGGGAAGGAGAGAAAGGGAGAGAGAGAGACUAUCUCACUCUCCCAGUCGUAGUUGCAACCGGAUCGCAUCCAGCGUCUCUCUCGACACCGCAAUAGCAGGACAAUGUCUAGUAAAGCGACUUUAGCCUUACUCAUCUAUGGAAUCAUAAUGCACUACAGUGUCUACUGCUCACCUCUCGGGCUUAACUAUCCUAACCUUAGACUUGAAAAUGAGGUUUAUGACGAGGAUGGGAAUUCGUUACCGGACUUGGCUUUUGACAGUGAUCAAAUUGCUAUAAGAAGUCCCCCGUCUGUGGCUGACGAUUUGUACACUUUAUACUACCCACCGGAGAAAAGAACGGAAAGGCAUGCAGACGGAAUGUUUAAUAAAGCCUACAGGAAAGCGCUGGGUCAGUUAUCAGCAAGAAAAUAUCUCCAUUCUCUGAUGGCAAAGCGUGUAGGUGGAGGGAGCACCAUAGAAGACGACUCAGAGCCCCUGUCAAAGCGACAUUCGGAUGGGAUCUUCACAGAUAGCUACAGCCGCUACCGAAAGCAAAUGGCAGUCAAGAAAUACCUGGCGGCAGUCCUUGGGAAAAGGUAUAGACAGAGAUAUAGAAACAAAGGACGCCGGCUAGCGUAUUUGUAGCGUUGCUAACCCAAACUAACAUGUGUGUACAGCCCAGAUCAAGUCAUUUUGAGAUAACUGAACAAUCAAUCAGUGGAUCGCUCUUGUGUUCUUUAAACAUGUAUUUAUGUAUGAAGUAAAGCCAUUAAAAUGAAUAUUUUGAUAAUAAUAUUGUUUUUCUUUUGUACUUUAGCACUUGAGAACGCACAGAUCUACUUUAUGGACCAAUCUUUUUGUUCAACCUAAAUAUAGCCUAUAUUUAUUUAUUUUUUAGACCUACUUAUAAAAUAAGAUUAAAUUAUGAGCAAAUGAUCAAUAUGCUCUUUACCCUGUCUUUUAAACAUUUAAAUAUAUGAAUGUGAGGAAAAUAAAUAGUUUAAAAGACAAUUAAUGUAUUGAAUGUUAAUUUUUGGCAACUGAAAUUAAGAGAUUAGUGUCUUUAUUUACAACAGCCCUGAAGACUUAGGUUUUCACCAUAUUCUACAAGACAUAGACUUUGAUGCCCUCCCGGAUGGGGAUGAGUUUGAGGCUAUUUUGGGAGACUGGCUGAAACAGUUCUCUCCCGAAUUUCCGGUGAGUUCCAGGCUCUUUCCCAAGGCCUUGUCUUGAGGGAUGUCUCCUGUCUCUCCCUCUUUUUCUCACCGUAACCUAAACCUGUGAUCUUACACUCCAAAUACUUUAUACAACCCAAUCGCCUCCUUUCCUCAUUUGUGCUCCUGUCUCUCUAGAGAUACUGUAUCUACUAUAUUCACACCUAUAUAAUGCAUGUCAAGCAUGCAUGUACAGAAUAUGUAUGAACGUGAAUAUAGAUGCAUAGAUAUGUUAUACACAUAAAACGUGUGUUGAUAUACUUUAUAUAUUUUUAAAUUCCCCAUAAAUAUCCUAUCAGAGGCUGUAGGAUAAUAAUGUUAUGUCAAACAGUAUUAUAAAGAAAUUAAUUAUUUAAGACCAAAACAGACAUGACCCAACUGGUUUUAGAAGCCUUACAUAUGGUGGUAACCCAGCCACUAAAGUGAAAUACUUGUUAGAAUGACCCCUAUAUGACCCCGAUAUAAGAUGAGGACCAGAGUGCUUUUGAGCUUUUUCUUUUCUUCCGGUUGUUCUUCUUCAGUGUUAACGAAAAUAAGCGUACACUUUUGAACUUUGUGCAAAGUAUCUAUCUUGUGUUCCUCUCUAGUGCUAUCCGUGUGUUUUGAAAAGCUCUUGAAAACCUGGAAUGCUGUUAAAGGUUUUCCAUAUGUCUCUUCUCGCCACAUAAGAAGUAUCAUGAACAUAGAAUAACCUAGAAUGUUAGCAGACUCAAAAGAAAGAAAGAAACAAUUCAGACCGUUUCGACUAACGUGAUACUUUUUAUAUGGCUUCAUUUAAUUUCACAAAUGUUGUUAUUUUUCAUGAGGAACAUUGCAGAGGUAAUCUGAAGACGUAUGUGUUGCACCUUCCUGGUUGCUUUGCUGUGCUUCCCCUCUAUUGUUAUGUGAACCAAUGUAAAGCUAGACUGCAUGAUUAAAGUAAUUGCACUAGCCACAAAAUCUGUGCAAACUACUGCAA
Molecule: messenger RNA, 2336 nt
Organism: Salvelinus namaycush (lake trout)
Lineage: Eukaryota; Metazoa; Chordata; Actinopteri; Salmoniformes; Salmonidae
Gene: adcyap1a
Product: adenylate cyclase activating polypeptide 1a
Exons: 5
Coding region: 288-809 (173 amino acids)
Biological process (GO): neuropeptide signaling pathway; neuron projection development; positive regulation of protein kinase activity
Cellular component (GO): extracellular region; perikaryon; neuron projection
Molecular function (GO): pituitary adenylate cyclase activating polypeptide activity; peptide hormone receptor binding; neuropeptide hormone activity
Source: RefSeq, a predicted model, not a curated record